Messenger RNA from Fonsecaea nubica, 2946 nucleotides. RefSeq lists its product as hypothetical. The transcript has a single exon. Gene Ontology annotation, molecular function: DNA-binding transcription factor activity, RNA polymerase II-specific; zinc ion binding. Bases 1 to 2946 code for a protein of 981 amino acids. NCBI's taxonomy places the organism in Eukaryota, Fungi, Ascomycota, Eurotiomycetes, Chaetothyriales, Herpotrichiellaceae. Gene Ontology annotation, biological process: regulation of DNA-templated transcription. The record is from RefSeq and is a predicted model, not a curated record.
AUGGCUACAGUCGUCUCCGAUAGUGCAGUUCAUGCUGGCACCUCAACCGGUUCGGGAUACUCCAAAACUUCACGCCGACAAUACCAAGCAUGUGAUCAGUGCCGCAAGAGCAGAAGAGCAUGCGACGCGGGCGCCUUGAGAGUGGUCAAUUUCCCAUUUCGUGAGAACGAUCAACUCGACCCGUCUGCCUCGACAUGUGAAGCCUGCUCAAACUGUGCAAGAACAAGCAAGACGUGUACAUUCGACUGGCUCCGAACGCUUCCUCUUCAAGGAUUACCAAAAGGCGUGAAGAGAAAGUUGGAAUCGACCGGUCUUCCCGAAUGCAUUACCAAACCGGCAACGCUGCCAGAGAUCAACCCUCAAACUACAUAUUCUAACGGCUAUUCAUCAUUCGCGGAUGCCAUUAGCUAUCCACCACUCGCGCCAAACUCCCAGACCUUCAACAACACUGCUCAGAGUGGGAUUAAUGAGUCCUACGAUUCAACUUAUGUUAGGAACGGCGACUUCACGAAAGGUUCGGCGGCGUCGGGGCUGCUUUACCGUGGAGAUUUGCACCGUAGCCUAAAUGCACCUUCGAUUGCUCCAAUGCCAAAUGGCACGGCGGCUCCCGUACUGCCUGUUGUCAGCGAUGUUCCCCUCUCGAAUCAAUCCUCUUCAAGAGAAAACGCAACCCACGAACGAUGGAAUGGCCUAGGGCUCAUUCGUCACGACUCGUCGUCUACCUCACCUGCUUCCAACUCCAACUACUCCAGCAAUACAACUUCCAAGAACGAGUCGUCUCCGAGUCUGACUUCUUUUAGUUCCGAGACUAGCUGCGAGGACGAAGCCGCCCAAUCUGAUUCAUUGCCACCACGCAACAAACGUACCAGAAACACCCACGGUUAUUGCUACUCGACCUCGACUGAUCGGGGUUCGCCCGAAAGCACGCGACCCAAGGCACCACCGAAUGGCUCGGCGCUCUCAUCAAAUGGCAUUCGGCAAACCACAGCUCCCCUGUCGACUCGUCAACUCCAUUUCGCCGAUGCAGCAAUGAAGUCGAUGAUUGCAAGUGGCCUACUACGCAUCUACCACGACAGCUUUGAGAACUCCUUGUCGUGUUGGGUGACGGAGAAGAAUUGUCCGUACGAGACUGAGCUUCAAGACCUCAUACCAUACGCAAGCCCUGCCUCGACAGCCGAAGAAGCCGCACUUCGUCUGGGCGACAACCGAAUCUUCUCGCGCGUCUCGCGUCUGGAUUCCGCAUUCUCCCUUUUGAGGGGACGCGAAUUGUCCGUCAUGGAGAACCGUGCCGCCACGAAGGCACUUAAUGCUGCUAUCAUGGCGUUUGCCAGCCAGUGGUCCCACGGCUCCCAUAAUUCGUUUUGGAAAAGCAAGGAAGGCAUGUCGCAAAUGAAGGCAUGUCAAACCCACAUGACGGGCUUGUUCUCGCGAUCAGGGCAGUCCAACGAGCCGAUGCUGUCUAGUGAAUGCGAACGAAUUAUCCAAAAGACCCUCUGGCACGAGGCGAAAACCGCCAUCCAGUCCAGCUCCGAAAUCGACUCUUUCAAGGUGAUCCUUGCGUAUAUGAUCUUCGCCCUUACCCAGAGACCGAUCGACGGAAAGCCAGACGCGCAGACCUCGCCGGCAGACUCUUCGACGAACAGCCGUCGAGGCUCGGAGAACUCCUCCCUUUAUGAACCUUUCACGCAAUGCGCAGAUCCUGCCAUGGGCACAAUAGUCAACGAAGAGUGGAAUCCCUUUUACGCAAGUGAUCUCGAGGCACUGGCGUCCCCACCCAUCUAUCUCGAAACGGCAGUUCGAAAUUUAUUCUCGUGGAGGCGCAAGAUUGAGCGCUACCGGAGGCUGCGAUCGAAAGCGAACGGUGACUGCGGGCAUGGAUCUAUGGGCGCUCUCGCCCUCAAGGACCACCAGACGUUCAACCUCCUGUUUUGGCUCGGCGUCAUGUGCGAUACGACUUCAUCAGCUAUUAGCAGACGUCCAUUGGUGAUUCCGGAUGAGGACUGCGCCAUGAUUCGGGAAGAUAUUGACGACUUUGGAGGCGACUGUCAUGACGAUCACGAGGAGUAUUUAUCCUGCCAUAAAAGCCCCGACCACGAUAAACGCGCUUUGUGGGGAGACUACCUCCUGAACUUCAAGUGGGCAGGCCCCCGAAAAACACAGCCACGGUGGCCCUGCAAGUUUGAUGAGGCGGCUCUGGUGCUUCAGGAAGCGAUCCCGGUCAAAGUCCUCAUGUUUCGCAAAGUGGCGCAGCUACAGAUGUUGGCAUUCCGUCGGACCUCACCUCAGGAACUCGAAAAGUGCAUUCAGGAGGCUCUCGAGGUCUACAAACAGUGGAAUAAAACAUACGGCCCGUUCAUGAACGACUGUGUCAGCCAACACAACUCCCUCGAACCGCACGUACAAUCAUGGUACGUCAUUUUAGACGGGCACUGGCACUACGGAUGCCUGCUACUGGCAGACACGAUCGCUCAGAUCGACCGUGAAGAAAAGACGAUGGAGCCUCAACGUAGGCUACGAACUACCUGCCACCUGAUCACAGAGCUGCGGCAUGAUAAUGCGUGCGCGAUCGCAAAAAUUGCACAGGCAUCGCUGUCCGAACACAAACCGUCUGUGCGUGACAACUCGGAAUUCCACUUUGUUUGCAACGGCAGCGCCAUUCUCACCGAGCCCUGGACAGACAUUCUUGUCCGCGCAAUGGGGAGCGCUUGUAAAGUUUUCAUCACCUGGCUGCUGGGUUGGGAUAAUCCUGCGAAUCCGAAUUACAAAUGGGUUCAUGCGCACACAGACUACCAGGGUCUCUACGACCAAGCAGAGGCGUGUAUCCAAGGUAUGACGCUGCUGGGUCGAAAAUCCGACGCGGCAAAUUACACAGCAGAAACGUUCUGGGCGAGGUUAAACCAGGUCUGCUCGAGCCGACGAUCUUCGGCUGAGUUGUUCCAAGAUUAA